This is a messenger RNA of Diaporthe amygdali, 1302 nucleotides long. RefSeq names its product phospholipase carboxylesterase. Bases 1 to 1302 code for a protein of 433 amino acids. Lineage: Eukaryota; Fungi; Ascomycota; Sordariomycetes; Diaporthales; Diaporthaceae. The transcript has a single exon. The record is from RefSeq and is a predicted model, not a curated record.
AUGGCUCUUCGUCAGAAGCUCAGCAGGCCGCUCGUGGUUGACCCCGCCGAAGGCCAUUCUCAUACGGUAGUCUUCCUCCACCGAUUUCCGGAGCCAACCACCGACCAUGAGCUCCACGACAAGGUCCUCUCGGAGAAGCUGACAAGGAAUCACAAAACUCUGCGCGAGCAAUUCCCUACUGUGCGAUGGGUCUUUCCCUUUUGCAAAGCCCAUGCGAGACCAUGGAACAAUUUAUCCCCAGACGACAGGGUCGCGGUUGGAAUGACGUUAGGGAACCUGCCAUAUGUCACCCAGGUGAUCCUGCAGGAGGCUGAACGAGCUCAAGGGCUGGACAAAAUAAUUCUGGGCGGUCAGGGUGAGACUGCCGAGGCAGCCCACGAAGCCAUGUCCUCAUUUCCAGAGACCAAGAUCAGUUCUUAUGACAAUGAGGACGAGAUGGCCGCUUUCAUUCGGAAACACUUUCAUCAAGACUACACUGACUUGGAGCAAUUGAAACUUGCUGGGUUCGUCGGGAUGCAUGUGCAGGAUGGCCAACUUACUCGCGACGUCAAGAACUUCGGAAUGAUGUCCAAGGAGAUUCCUGCAAAGCAAAAGAUCAACUCAACGAUCAUAAAGAACACACCUCACAAGUUUAUCCACGGCGGCUACAAGCUCCAGACGAUGACAUGGGACGGGAAGCGCAUCGAUGACUUUGCCUCGUUCCUGGUCAGCAUCGGCGUCCAACGCUUUACCGACAUGGACCAGGAACAAGUCGGCAAUGAGACCCUGACACCGAGAGAUCGGCCCGACCCAGCGGCCGGGAAGGGGAACAGGGUCGAUGCCAAGGACGAACUCAAUGACAUGCAGAAGCAUGCCCUGGAAGUGGCGGAGCAGAAGAAGGCGAACGACGCGCUGAAGGAGAAAGUGCUGCACCGCAUUGAGGCUGACAAGGUGGAGCGCAAAAUUCGCCAGGAACGAGCGAGGCAGAAGCGGCUUUACGGUGGGGCUACAGCUCGACCUACAGGAUCUACAAAUCUCCUCGGGGCAAGCACCGCGCAGGUGAUGCCAGGAUCAUACCCACUUGAGUCGCCCGAAUUCCCAGAUGCCAACACACCGUACAGCGACUCUCCCACUGGCGAGGAUGAGAUGAUUGACGAAUUUCUCACCGAGCCAUCUAGCAAUAGAAACAUGAAGAGUGAGCAGGGCAAAGUAGUUGGAGGAGGCUCGGAAUGGGAUUCUCAGAGCCAGACCAGGGGCGAGAUGAGUGACGCCCGGAUGGCGGCACUUGGUCUGACGCGAAUUAAGAGCGAGGAUGAUGCUUGA